Colletotrichum truncatum is the source of this 1341-nucleotide messenger RNA. RefSeq names its product sulfatase. NCBI's taxonomy places the organism in Eukaryota, Fungi, Ascomycota, Sordariomycetes, Glomerellales, Glomerellaceae. Gene Ontology annotation, molecular function: arylsulfatase activity. The record is from RefSeq and is a predicted model, not a curated record.
AUGUCGAAAGAUCCAUCAAAACCCAACAUCGUGCUCAUCCUGGCCGACAAUCUUGGCUGGGGUGAGCUAGGCUGCUAUGGCGGUGGCAUCCUCCGCGGAGCUGCAACUCCUCGUAUCGACAAACUUGCCACCGAGGGCCUCCUCCUGCACAACUUCAACGUCGAGAGCGACUGUGUACCAACGCGCUCGGCAUUGAUGACUGGUCGACAUCCGAUAAGAACCGGAUGUCGUCAAUCUGUUCCUGCGGGCUUCCCUCAAGGCCUCACACGGUGGGAGCAGACGCUUCCAGAGUGUCUCAAGCCGCAAGGCUAUGCGACAGCCCAUCAUGGGAAAUGGCAUCUCGGCGACAUUCCUGGUCGGUAUCCGUCUGACCGGGGCUUCGACGAGUGGCUCGGAAUUCCUCGAACGACCGACGAAAGCCAGUUUACUUCAGUACUGGGAUACACGCCCGAAGUUGCUGAGCUGCCAUACAUAAUGAAGGGCAUUGCAGGACAAGACUCCGAGAACAUCUGUGUUUAUGACCUAGAAAAGCGACGAUUGAUCGAUGAGAUGCUAGUGGACCAGUCAAAAGAUUGGUUGUCGCGUCAAGUCGAAGCCGAGAAACCCUUCUUCUUAUACCACCCACUCGUCCAUCUGCAUUUCCCGACACUACCACAUCGCGAUUUCGAGGGUAAGACCGGACAAGGAGAGUUUGCCGACUCGAUGGCUGAGAUGGAUCACCGGGUGGGCCAGAUCAUUGAUCAUCUCGAUGCGCUUGGAGUACGUGAAAAUACUGUACUCAUCUUUGCCUCAGAUAAUGGGCCUGAGUUCAGACCACCAUACAAGGGCACCGCUGGGCCAUGGUCGGGGACAUAUCACACAGCGAUGGAAGGCAGUCUGAGAGUGCCCUUCAUCAUUCGCUGGCCGGGAAAUGUCCCUGUCGGUGUCACCUCGAAUGAGAUAGUGCAUGUCACUGAUGUUUUUACCACCAUCUUGGAAAUAGCUGGCGCCAACGCCCCGUCAGAUCGCCCAAUUGACGGCAUCAGUCAAGUUGCCUUCUUCAAAGACCCGGCAUCGACCAAAUCGAAGCGUGAUGGAUUCCUCUUUUAUAUCAAAGACGAGCUGCGCGCCGUCAAGUGGAAGGAUUGGAAGCUUCAUCUGGUCUGGGAGCCCAAGGUGAAUCAGUCAUCUGGAAAGCUCGAGUCGCCGUAUUUGUUUAACGUUAUACGCGAUCCCAAAGAAGAGACGGAUAUCCUAGCUUACAAUACUUGGGUUAUGCAGCCAGUCAUGAAGAUGAGGGCAGAAUUUGACAAGAGUUUAAGAGGUGAUCCGGCACCACCAGACCCUCUCAAAAGUCUUUAG